Messenger RNA from Stylonychia lemnae, 1101 nucleotides. The record is from the annotation of a GenBank genome assembly. Lineage: Eukaryota; Ciliophora; Spirotrichea; Sporadotrichida; Oxytrichidae.
AUGCAAUACUAAGAAUUAUAUGAAGGUUAUGAGAGGAUAAAUUGUAUGGAUUUCUAUGAGGAUUCCUCAAUGUUCCAAUAUGAUACUGAAUCAUAGUGCAGCCAAAAUAUGCUGUUCCCCCACAAAAGAGAAUUCCAUAAAAAAUCUCCUUCUUUACUGUCAUACAAUACAAAUCCAAAUGAAGACAUAGUUAUUGAGGAUACUCCUGUGAACCAUUUAGCAAAUGAUGUUCAGAACACAAAAGAAAGAUUUUAAGGAGCAAGAUCAGUAAACCAAUCUGUAAAAUACUUCCAGUUCUCUGAAAAAUACCCAAAGCAUACUACUUUACAGCUGGGAUAAGGAGUAGGAAAGGAUUUCAAAGGUAAAAUUGAAGGAAUAUCUUCCAAAGAAUUGAAGUAGAGACGCAGAUACAUGUUGCUAGAGAAUGACUAUGUUUAGGAGAGCUUCUCCUGCAUCAAUAUCAGCCAGUGUGAUGUCCUAUUCAGUUCUUUAAAUAUGUUUGCUGGUAUUUCAGUCUUAUUUACCCAGCACUACAUUAUGUUUUAUCUGGACAUGUAUCUUUGCUUUAACUUGUUUGUAAAAGCUGGCAAUACAGAAUUAUUUUUCGCUAAGUUCUCAAUAUUCGGAGCAUAUGUUCUUGCAAUCAGUAUUUAACUUUUAAAACUAAAGAACAGAUAAUGUGCUUAAAAUAUCUGCAGAAGAGUAAACCUUAGCUUGAUAUUUGAGAUUGCAGUGUUCACAUCAUUUGCAUUUUUGCCUAAGUUGGAGAAUAAUUACAAUCUAUUGCCCUAAAAUUAUGCUUUUGUUUAUUAGGUACUACUAAUGGCAAGUGCUAGAUAUGUGCUAUCAAAUUUAGAUGACACUUUGGAUUCAUUCUAAAGAUAAUAAGUAGUAAAAUCAGAUUUCUUUCAUUAAGAAAAGGCCUAACUAGAAUCUUAAAAGUUAAUCUUGAAUGUUAGGUCGUUUGCUAUGGUAAUAGCAGCAGUAAGUGUAGGUAUUUUAUUUAAUCAAAGUAAAGAACCAGUCAACGAAUAGGUAUAUCUUAAUUUGAUUCUACUCCUAUCAGCAUCAUUUACUACUUUUAAUUUCCUCACUAAAUGA